AUGCAGUUGAAAAAUUCAGUUUUGGUUGCCGCCCUUUCGGCUUCCUCUGCUUUUGCUACUUAUACCAAAGACUAUAAGCUGAAUGCUUAUUGGGGACAAUCAGGACCUGACACCGAUAGCCUUGGCACACACUGCGAAUCCGAUAGCAUCGACUAUGUUACUCUUGGUUUCGUGAACAACUCUCCUGAAAAUGGAAAUGGCACUGGCUACCCGGGCACAAACUUCGCUGCUCACUGCGCAGCCGAGGUUUACGUCAACAACAACCGGAACUCUAAGCUUCUCAGCUCGUGCUCUUUCAUCAAGGAUGACAUUAAGAAGUGCCAACAGCUUGGAAAGAAGGUUUUGCUUUCUAUCGGAGGAGAAUUCACUUCCUCGAGCAACUAUACCCUCUCCACUGUCCAAGCUGGUAUAGAUUUCGCCGACUUUCUUUACAAGUCGUUCGGUCCUUUCAAGAGCGGCUAUAAGGGGCCUCGACCUUUCGAUAUUAGCAGCACGGAACAUAUCACCGUUGAUGGUUUCGAUUUCGACAUCGAGACUAAGUUCAGCAACCAGCAGCCAUAUGUCAACAUGGUGAACCAUCUUCGCGAUCUCAUCACCGCUGACAGCAAGAGCAUUCUUCUCACUGCUGCUCCGCAAUGCCCCCAAUCUGCUGAUUAUUUCCAGAUGAAGACCAUCCUUCAGCAGGCCAAGUUCGAUAAGAUCUGGAUCCAAUUCUACAACAACCCCAUCUGCGAAGCCUGGACUACUGGUUUCAACUACAAUGACUGGGAGAGCUUCAUCAGCGGCGGUGUUAACAGCGCUGCUGAGCUCUUCAUCGGUCUUCCUGGUAGCGCUUCCGCUGUUGGCUUGCUCGGAAGCGGCUACAUCACGGCUCAACAGGCUCAGAAUCUGAUCUGCACGUACAAGAAGAAGGAGCAUUUUGGCGGUGCCAUGUUGUGGGAUGCCUACUAUGCCUCUCAGAACAAAAACCUUGCUGGAAAGAACUACUACAACUUGGUUGCUGAGGCCUUGAAGUGCGGUGGCUGUGAUGGAGAUGUCUGCAAGCCUGUUAUAAUCAGUAGCUCGGCUACGGCUUCGUCCACGACAAGCUCCUCCACCAGCUCCUCCACCAGCUCUUCCACCUUGUCGACCGUUAGCACCACCAGCUCGUCUACUUCCUCGACUGUCAGCACUACGUCUACCUCAAGCUCUGCCUCUAGCACUAGCAGUAGCAUCUCUACUUCCAGCUCUGUUGCCACAUUGAGCAGUGCUUCCAGCUCAAGCUACGUUGCUACAUCGAGUAGCGCCUCUAGCUCAGGAUAUAUUGCGACAUCGGCCAGUGCUUCCAGCUCAAGCUAUCUUGCUACGUCUACCAGCUCCUCAGUUUCCAGCUCCAGCUCUACUGGCUCUACUAGCUCCUCAGCUUCUAGCGCGGUAACUAGCAGCAGCGUGACUUCAGCAUCGUCCUCUUACGACCUCACCUCCAGCAGCUCAGCAUCUGCUAGCGAGACCUAUGCCGACAGCACAUCGUCUUCUAGCAUCGCGACUAUCACAGAGUCCUCGACAAGCUCUUUAAUUACAAGCACCAGUACUCUCUCAACAACCUCUACCAUCUCUAGCUCUUCGUACAGCGCUUCGGCCACUUCUUCGGAAGAUGACUGCCCUCCUGAUGAGACUUCCAGCUCAUUCGCUGAGUCGUCCACUUACAGCGUCUCGGCCAGCAGCAGCUACCCUACCGUAUCGGUCACUUCAAGUAUUUCGAACAAUGUCUCGUUUAGCGGUUAUCCCACCGCAUCCCUGACUUUCAGUGCUUCGAAUAGCGUCUCCGAGACCCAAUCUGUGAGCGCAACUUUGUCGCCUUACCCUACCAGCAGCGCCUCCACCACGGAGUAUACGACUAGCACCGUCUAUUCUACUACCGUUUACACUGUGACGUCGUGCGCCCCUAGCGUCACCAACUGCCCGGCCAAGGGUUCCGUCGUUACCGAGACGAUUGCCCUGUACACCACAGUCUGCCCCGUCACCGAGACACAGAAGCCGACGCAGACUCCCACUGCCGUGCCCUACACGAGCACCAUCUACAGCACGCGCAUCAGCACCAUUACUAAGUGCCCUCCCAGCGUGACCAACUGCCCCGUCGGCUCCGUCACCACCGAGACCGUUGCUAUUGAGACUACGAUCGUCCCUACCACCGUUAAGACGGCGGCCGAGGCCAAGCCCACUACCUCUGGCGUGGUUUCGUACCCCGUCGGCGGCGACAACCAAUACCACCAGGCCUCGCCAUCCAACGACGUACAGACUGCCGCGGUGUCCAACUACCCCUCAGCGUCUACCAACGUGCAGACUGCUGCCGUAUCUAGCUACCCCGCAGUAAACACUCCGGGCGCAUCCUCUUCCCCUAGCGCUCAGUCCGUGUCUACCACACUGACUGUUGCUGUCUACCCCACGGGCAAGGGCGGCUACAACAAUGGCAACACUAACGGCACCGUUUCGUCUUACAGCGCCGGCACAGGAUACCCCGUCGCGCCCACGACUACCUCCGCUGGUAGUGGAUAUACCGCCAUCGUGUGCAACGGCGCUGGUUGCUCGGCCUCGACCUCGUACCCUACAGCGUCGGUCGUUACCGGCGGCUCGGCUAAGGUUGCUUCUUUGAGCUUUGGUCUGUUGGCUGUUGUGGUUCUCGCUUUGUAA
Molecule: messenger RNA, 2670 nt
Organism: Daldinia childiae
Lineage: Eukaryota; Fungi; Ascomycota; Sordariomycetes; Xylariales; Hypoxylaceae
Product: Endochitinase 2
Exons: 3
Coding region: 1-2670 (889 amino acids)
Biological process (GO): carbohydrate metabolic process
Cellular component (GO): extracellular region
Molecular function (GO): chitinase activity
Source: RefSeq, a predicted model, not a curated record